AUGUUCGCGCUGCGGCGGCGGCUGCUCCAGGCCUGCCGUCCCGUUCGGAGGGUGAGGAAAAGGAGGCGGCGGCGGCACUGGGCUCCAACAUGUCCGUUUGGUGGUGGAGGCUGCGCUCUGUAUCUCUCUGACACGGCCCCCCGCGCCCUAACGCACCGGCCACACUGGCCCGACCGGCGAGCGGGCGGGCCUCUCGCUCCCUCACGCCAGCGGGAUGGCGGCAGCGGCCCGAGUCCACGCCGCGCGGGGCACCCUGGGACGGCUCGGGCCUCCCAGCGCUUCCUGUGCCCGGCUCCCGCUCCUCCCCGGCCCGCCUCGCCCGCGCUGGCCCCGCCUCCGCCCGGCCUCGCUCCUCCUCACCCCGCGCGCCGAGCGCUGGGCAGCUGGCUGGUGACGCCGGGAAGCUGGGCGCUUUCCCGCCCGCGGCGGCUGCGGGCCCUGGAUGCUGCCAGGCACCGAUGCUGGCCCCGGGAGGGGCGCCGGAGAGCGCGGGAUCCCAUAGCCGGGAGGCUGGCACAGAGAGGGCCCAUGCACACGCGUGUCCCUACUCCCCCGACAACUCCAUUUACUGGGGAGGACAGGAAAAUGAGCAGAAAAUAAUUAUAGCAUGAUUCGUGUUAGGGCGGAGAUCCUGGGGAACAAAGAAGAAACUAUUCAUGCGACUAAAAAUCCAGGAAGGCUGCUCCGAGGAAGUGGCACCCGAGCUACAUCUGGAAGGAGAAGCAGCAAUUGGAGCAAACCCUCCACCCUGACUGAACUUGAGGAGUACUUUGGCAUCACAUCCCCCUCUGAAGGAGCACCAGCUGGAGCUUUAGGGAGGGAGGUGAACUGAGAGGGAGUGCCUUGAGACCAGGAAUCUCUGUGCCCUUCCAGAGAGUUUGGAUUUUCUCCCCAAGGCAGUGGGGAGACACUGAAAGAUUAAAAGGGGAAAAUGGUAUCCUCCAAUGUGAUAUUUCAGAAGAAAGGUGUAGAGUAUCAAGAGCAGAGUCAGGGUAAGAAUGGCCCUAGUCCCAGGGGAUGCUGAGGGCAUAAGGCAAAGGAGUGGAGAAGGAAUCAGACAUUUAAGAGGAAUGGAGAGGUUGGGACAGAAUGACUGUGAGGUUAGGGAAAAGGGAGGUGUUGAGGAUUCUCAAAUGGGUGGUAGGUUCGUAAGUCAAUUUAGGGAUUAUAUGGGGAGGCAAGAAUGGAUUGAGAGAAGGUAGAAUAAUGGCAAAUACUUGUAGAUUGUUUACUAUGUGCCAGAGUCUAUCCAACAUUCUAUUCUGCAUUACAUAAUUUCUAUAACAAGAUUCUAUAUGAAGUAGUUACUAGUAAUGCCACUUUCACAGUUGAGGAAGUGAGGCUCAAUUCAAUUAACUAAUAUGCCCAAAGCCAAAUGAUUUUCUUCUGGGGCCUCUGGAGUUUGAGUUGCCCCUGGAGCAAAUAAGUGAAGAUGUCUAGGAGGCAGUUGGGUAAACAAGUGGAGUCAGGAGAGAUGGCUGAGAGGAGGUAGAGAUCUGGGAGUCACUGUGCAGCUUGUGGGAGGAGCUGAAAUAGGGAAACAAGGCUGGGAACACACAUGUGUAAGGAGAAACAAGUUGGAAUAAGAAGAGGCCUGAAAAGCCUAGAAGAAGAAGUCAGACCCGUCAGGUGUUGAAGAUAGAAUUUAGCAAGAUAAGGAUUGGAAAGUACCUGAUAACCUCUAGGAUCUCUACAGGAAAGUUGGCAGGAGGGGCAAGGGCUGAAGCCAAACUGAUGUGCACUGAAGAGAGAAAGUAGCAGGAGAUAUUUUACAAAAAUCUGGCUGUGAGGGCACCAGGAAAGAGCUGCAGGAUGAAGGGAGAGUCUGCUUGUUUCUUUUAAGAUGAGAGAAACAUACUUUUAAUUAUCUGUUGGAGGAACAAGCAAAAUACAUCCCAAAUAUUCUUUUCAAACCCACCAAUCAUCUUCAUAUCACCACUUUUUUCUCUCUCAGCGGAACCACAAUUAGUUCUUUUAAACCCAUUUUGCUUCAAAGAGUUGUCAUCCCUAAAACCACCAACAUUGCAUUAGAAAAUGCAGUUCUUAGUCGAUAUAUUGACUUUUCAGGAUAUCCAUUGUCUACCAAAUACUGUCCAAGAUCCCACACCAUGUUUGCAGCCUACAUCCGGGGGGCAAACAAGGUUUGUCAUUUCCUGGACAUGUCUGGGAAAUAACACAGCUCAACCUUUGUUUUCAUGUAAAAUCCCUCCCUGCUCUUCCCUGAUGUAGGCAGGCCCUUAGCAUUUAGCUGAUGUUGAGACAUCUCCUUUCAAUCAUUCAUCACUCACCAAGCACCUACUUUGUGCCAGGCACUGUGCUGAAAAGCUUCCCCACUCUCCUCCCAGCCAGACUCAACAUCUCGCACAAUAUGCUUUCAUGACCUUAUGAGCAAAACUGACACUUUUCAUCUUGUGCUGCUUUUAUUUGGGGGGAGGGGAAAGCUGCACCACUUACACAUACUGUACCUCCACUCUGCUUCUACCCCUUAGGAACAGUGGCAGAAUGUAAAUAUGGGUCACAAAGCAAAUGGGAGUCCCCCUCCCCCAAUUCAUAGAAACACUCUUCUUCCUCCUGUGUCAGGGCAAUGUUUUCAGCUAAGGAAGGCUGAACUCUG
This is a messenger RNA of Manis pentadactyla (Chinese pangolin), 2614 nucleotides long. RefSeq names its product atherin-like. The record is from RefSeq and is a predicted model, not a curated record. The transcript has 3 exons. The coding region runs from base 1 to 600 and encodes 199 amino acids. Lineage: Eukaryota; Metazoa; Chordata; Mammalia; Pholidota; Manidae.